AUGCAGAAUCGGAAUUUUGCACCAACCUAUUGCUCCUCCGGUUCCAGCCGCUUAACAUGCUUCCAUGGCACCCGCGCGGCUGAUAUCGGCAGGGACUCCCUCUGCAUCGCUCAAGGUGCACUUUUCAACCGGCAGAACAACAAGUACGCCGUCGACUGCGAGGUUAGAAGACCGGAGAGGACGCAGUUAAAACAAGGGAUUACUGCCUUUGAGGAAAUGAAAGAGCACUGGUAUGAGACUGGCGCGCCGAUCGUUUUCAACCGAGUCGUUGAUAUAGGGCUUGGCCUUAUCUCAAACGACCAACCAGGCACCGUUAACUCGGACGCUGCAUCCUCCCCACGAUACACCGUCUUGAUCAAGCGUGAGGGCAACACGAACUUCUGGCACAACCUGAUGGAAAUAUGGUCCAUGGCGUACUCGCUUGACGUACUGCGCAUGAGCCGAGAGAACACCAGCGCCGAAGACCCGAGCUCCGAUGCCAGCCGUCCGUUGCUUACCACCUCAGCCCUAGCUCACGAUACCCAAGUCGUGGUCGUGGAUGACGAGCCGGAGGGACCGCUAUACGAACUCUGGUCACUCCUCACUGGGUCUCAUCCCGUUCGACUUUCGGCAAUUCGUGACGAGCCAGACAAGUACGAGCACCUAGUCUCGGGCCUACAGAACAUCAUCGUGCCCUUGCCAGGGGCCGCCAAUCCCUUGUGGCAAAACGAUUGGGAUGAUCGCGACUGUACCACCUCGGUCAACCUCAAGGUUUUCAUUGACCGCAUCAAAAGGCAUUACGACUUGCCCGCUCCAAAGAAGUCAUCAUCGUGGUUCAAGCGCAAACUUGAACUGACUCUUAUCGACCGGAAGGGGUCGCGCAAACUCGUCGGCGCGGAUCAACUGCUGCGCGUUAUCCAAUCGAAAUUCCCCGAAGUGAACGCGAAGAUGGUAGAUCUUGGCGACAUGUCAUUCACGGAGCAGUUGAAGCUAAUACAACAGACGGACAUACUGGUUGGGGUGCAUGGCGCAGGCCUUACCCACACUAUGUUCAUGCGGCCGGGUCACGGUGCGGUAAUUGAAAUCCGUCCACCGGAGAUGGACCACAAGGGAUUCAAAAACUUGGCCAAGAUGAUGGGAAUACACUACUAUACGACCCGCGGCGAGCUCGUGACUGGGAAGGGAAAGUCCAAGCGCGAUGAAUGGCAUUUUGCAGACAUCAGUGUUGAGGAAACCAGCUUGAUGGAGCUUGUGCAGGAAGCCGUUAAGACGCUAUCAGAGGAGGGGAAAUCAAGUUAG
Diaporthe batatas is the source of this 1278-nucleotide messenger RNA. RefSeq lists its product as uncharacterized. The coding region runs from base 1 to 1278 and encodes 425 amino acids. Gene Ontology annotation, cellular component: endoplasmic reticulum lumen. Lineage: Eukaryota; Fungi; Ascomycota; Sordariomycetes; Diaporthales; Diaporthaceae. Gene Ontology annotation, molecular function: protein N-acetylglucosaminyltransferase activity. The transcript is spliced from 2 exons. The record is from RefSeq and is a predicted model, not a curated record.